Messenger RNA from Nymphalis io (European peacock), 562 nucleotides. RefSeq lists its product as uncharacterized. The coding region runs from base 32 to 541 and encodes 169 amino acids. The record is from RefSeq and is a predicted model, not a curated record. The transcript is spliced from 4 exons. Lineage: Eukaryota; Metazoa; Arthropoda; Insecta; Lepidoptera; Nymphalidae.
AAUUUUCAGUGUGUUUUAUUAAACUUACAAAAUGAAAUACAUGGACAAAUUGCCCACUGUGAUCAGCUGCUGUUUCUGCUGUUUCCUUAGAGCUGGAACGGUCAUGAUAGCUAUAUUCUCAUUCAUGUCGGGUUUGAUCUUCGCGCCUAAUGUAAGUCAUACGAAGGGUUUAUGGAACAUAGACCCGGUUCUAUCUUACCACAGUGCAGCUACGGAACACACCGUGCAGAUUAUCUUGGGUGUUGUUUCAAUAAUGCUGUGCGUGGUCAGCGUGAUGCUACUAGUUGGAGCUAUUUGUAAUAUGCCGAUGCUAAUACUGAUAUACCAGUGGGGCGCAGUUUUGUACAGUGCAACAGUUUUCUUGCUGUUAUUCAUUCUGGCUGUGUUCUGUUUCUUUGUGCAUUCGAAUUGUGUACUGGCCGGUGCUGCUCUGUGCGGGCUGAUGGUGUGUGAAGUAUUGGUUACAAUUUAUUUCCUGAUCGUCGCAAACAGCCUACGAAUGUCUCAGAAGUAUUUAGCGAACGAUGAAGUCUUGUACUAGCAACAGAGAAAGCGACACGAC